GAUAUCGAAGUGUGGCGGAUCAUUGCAUAUGUCUCAUUUGUCAACGUGUUUUGUUUAUGUUUCAUGAUAACAACAUGUCAAUUCGUUGCAAUAUGUAAAAAUCGGCCUUUUGAUUGAAACUUUACUUGUAGACUGAGUGCUUGUUUUAAAAUGUUUUGGACAAUUUUUUCCAUGCUGACAUGUCUCAAGUUGUUACUUAUUCCAUCCUAUAGAUCCACCGAUUUCGAAGUGCAUCGGAACUGGAAGGCAUUAACACACAGUCUGCCCGUAUCAAAAUGGUAUUUCGAAGACACCAGCGAAUGGACAUUGGAUUACCCGCCAUUCUUUGCCUACUUCGAAUACGGACUGUCUCAUUUGGCACAAUGGUUCGAUGCGGAUAUGUUGAACGUUAACAAUUUGAACUACUCCAGCAAUAUGACCAUUCUGUUUAUGAGGCUUUCGGUGAUCGUGUCGGACAUUGUGUACGCAAUCGGUGUGAAAAGUUGCAUUGACGUACUGACUUCCGGUUCGUUGAAAAAGAAUGUUCUCACCCUUGUGCUGCUGGGAAAUAUCGGACUCUUUUUCGUUGAUCACAUUCACUUCCAGUACAAUGGAAUUAUGUUCGGCAUUCUACUGCUGAGCAUCAGCAAAAUGUGUCAAGAGAAGUUCGUGCUAUCAGCUUUCCUAUUUGCGGUGCUGUUGCAUAUGAAGCACAUCUUCAUUUAUGUUUCACCGGCGUACAUUGUCUAUCUACUAAAAUUUUACUGUCUACGAAAUGCCUCACCAUUGGUGAGCUUAAUCAAGUUGGGCGUAAUCGUUAUUGGCGUUACAGUUAUGUCGUUUGGCCCAUUCUACAAUCAUUUGCCGCAGGUCAUCGCUAGACUGUUUCCAUUUAAACGUGGGCUGUGUCAUGCUUACUGGGCCCCUAAUUUCUGGACUUUCUACAAUAUUCUGGACAAAGUCGGUACCAAAAUGCUUGGUAGAUCAACCGGAAGUAGCGGUAUGAACACUGGUGGACUGGUGCAGGAAUUUGAUCAUUUGGUUUUACCAUCGAUCAAACCGAUAACUACUUUUGUGUUAACAUUUUUAGCGGCUUUGCCUUGCAUUUACAAACUGCUGGUAGCCAAAUAUGAUAGGCAGUCAACACACCGUCUGUUCAUAAAAUCGAUUGUAAUAUGCGCUUGCACAUCAUUCAUGUUCGGCUGGCAUGUUCACGAAAAAGCAAUCCUCAUGGUGCUGAUUCCGUUAAGUCUCUUAUCUAUGACCAACAAAUCUGGCGCUACUUCAACGCUAUUCUUAUCGUUCGUUGGCAGCUACUCACUCUUUCCAUUGCUCUUCCAUCCCGAACUAACAACAAUUAAGGUUUUCUUUCUGAUAUCGUCAAUCGUCACAUUUUACAUCACCACGGCGAAAUCCGACGUCAACGCCGACCUUAAAUUCUACGAAAUGGGCUAUUUGUCUGGAUUUGCUUUGGUGUUUUGGUAUGAGCAACACCUGCAAUUCAUUUUCGGAUUGGAUAAGCUGUUACCAUUUUUGCCGCUGCUAAUCGUAAGCGUUUACUGCAGUGUGGGUGUGAUGUACUUUUGGUUACGUUAUUACUACUCGUUUCUCGUUGACGUGGAAUGUGAAAAAAAAUCGUCCACCAAAAAGACUAAAGUGAAAUAGAAAAUUGUUGUGUUU
Messenger RNA from Bradysia coprophila, 1659 nucleotides. It is a transcript of the gene xit, whose product is annotated as ALG6/ALG8 family glucosyltransferase xit. Gene Ontology annotation, molecular function: dolichyl pyrophosphate Glc1Man9GlcNAc2 alpha-1,3-glucosyltransferase activity. NCBI's taxonomy places the organism in Eukaryota, Metazoa, Arthropoda, Insecta, Diptera, Sciaridae. Gene Ontology annotation, cellular component: endoplasmic reticulum membrane. The record is from RefSeq and is a predicted model, not a curated record. Gene Ontology annotation, biological process: protein N-linked glycosylation; dolichol-linked oligosaccharide biosynthetic process.